This is a messenger RNA of Sphenostylis stenocarpa, 255 nucleotides long. The record is from the annotation of a GenBank genome assembly. Lineage: Eukaryota; Viridiplantae; Streptophyta; Magnoliopsida; Fabales; Fabaceae.
AGAGGUGGUGAGUUGAAGCAAAUAAUGCAUAACAUUGGAUUGUACGAUUGUGGAAGAUUGGACCCAUUUGCAUUGCAGUCGAAGGCAUCCUAUAUGUCAUUCGUGUAUGAUCCAGCUCAUGGUGGGUACGGCAUGCCAAAUGGUUUGUUUCAUCAUCGAGUUUCCGCUGAAAAAGAUAUGGAGUUUGAAAAAUUGGAUUUGGCGUUUGGUUUGGGAAAGCUUGAACCGUUGAAGUGGUCAACAUGGAGAGUUGAA